Messenger RNA from Helianthus annuus (common sunflower), 1837 nucleotides. RefSeq names its product serine/threonine-protein kinase BSK2. The record is from RefSeq and is a predicted model, not a curated record. NCBI's taxonomy places the organism in Eukaryota, Viridiplantae, Streptophyta, Magnoliopsida, Asterales, Asteraceae. Gene Ontology annotation, molecular function: protein kinase activity; ATP binding; protein binding. The transcript has 10 exons. The coding region runs from base 204 to 1688 and encodes 494 amino acids. Gene Ontology annotation, biological process: brassinosteroid mediated signaling pathway; protein phosphorylation.
ACACACAAGUGUGAGUCAACAAAAAGUUGACCCUGUGCUAAUCACGUGCCAGUAUCAUGUGACUUCUCCAGUCCCUCCCUCUCCCCCCAAUCAUAACCCCCCUCUCUCUCCACCUGUAUCUGCUUCCAUCAUCAUCACCCCCUACAUUUCUAGGGUUUCAUUCAUCACACUCUCCUGCAAAUUUAUGUAAUAAUCUCAUCUCCAUGGGCUGUUUUCAGUCCAAAACCGCCAAUGUCCACUCUCCUGAUCAAGUUCCUGAAUCCAAACCAGAUCCAGGUGAUGGAGAACAAUUAGGUCAACAGGAUUACGACAAACAGGUGCCUGCAUUCAAGGAGUUUGAGCUCACGGAGCUUCGAGCGGCUACCAACGGGUUCAGUAGCGAGCUUAUUGUGUCCGAGAGUGGAGAAAAGGCGCCUAAUGUUGUUUUUAGAGGGAAGCUUAAGAGUAAUAAGGUUGUGGCGAUUAAGCGGUUUUCGAAGGUCUCGUGGCCCGAUCCGCAGCAGUUUGUGGCAGAAGCCGCUGGAGUUGGCAAGGUUCGGCAUAAUAGAUUAGUGAAUUUAAUUGGCUGUUGUGCCGAGGGAGACGAGCGUCUUCUAGUGGCUGAAUAUAUGCCCAAUGACACACUCUCAAAGCAUCUAUUUCACUGGGAUAAACAGCCUUUGCCUUGGGAAAUGCGUGUUCGAGUCGCAUAUCAUAUUGCACAAGCACUCGAGUAUUGCAAUGCUCAAAAUCGGAAAAUAUAUCAUGAUCUGAAUGCCUACAGGGUACUAUUUGACGAGGAUGGUGACCCCCGAUUAUCUAGUUUUGGUUUGAUGAAAAAUAGUCGAGAUGGGAAAAGUUAUAGCACUAAUCUUGCUUAUACUCCUCCCGAGUUUUUACGCACAGGCAGAGUAAUUCCAGAGAGUGUGAUUUACAGCUAUGGAACUGUCCUGCUUGAUCUUUUGAGCGGAAAGCAUAUCCCUCCGAGCCAUGCAUUGGAUUUAAUACGGGGGAAAAACGUGUUGUUGCUGAUGGAUUCAUCCUUGGAAGGACAAUAUGCUGACGAGGAUGCAACUGUGAUGAUUGAACUCGCUUCAAAGUGUCUUCAAUACGAGGGUAGAGAUCGUCCAGAUGUCAAAUUUCUUCUUACUGCAGUGGCACCCCUUCAAAAACAAAAAGAGGUUGCAUCCCAUGUGUUAAUGGGCCUGACGAAAACCCCGGUGGCGGCUCCAACCUUACUUUCUCCUCUCGGUAAAGCAUGUGCCCGAAUGGACCUUACUGCAGUACAUGACAUUUUGCUAAAAACCGGAUAUCGAGAUGAAGAGGGUGCUGAAAAUGAGUUAUCAUUUCAAGAAUGGACCCAGCAAGUGCAAGAUAUGCUAAAUACAAAAAAGUUCGGAGAUAUCGCGUUUAGGGACAAAGAUUUUAACGGUGCAGUUGAAUACUAUUCAAAGUUGGUUUCAAUGAUGUCGGUCCCAUCGGGUACUAUCUUCGUGAGGCGGGCCCUAUCUUACUUGAUGAUUGGACAACCGGAACCAGCGUUAAGGGAUGCCAUGCAAGCACAAGUAUGCUUGCCAGAAUGGCCGACUGCUUUUUACAUGCAGGCUUUGGCUCUCUCAAAGCUUGGAAUGGAAACUGAUGCUCAAGACAUGCUUAAUGACGGGUCAUCCUAUGAGGCAAAGAGGCAAAAUAGUUGGCGUAAUAUGUGAUUAAGGCGUAAUGUUUAUUUGAAGUUACUAUCCUACCCUUGUGCCUAAACUACAGUUUUCGAUAUUUGCGUUGUAUAAAUUCACAUCUAAGUUGCUGAAAAAUCUACCAUUUGAGUUAUGUCUAGAUGGGUGGCGAAAGAGUUUGAUUU